Messenger RNA from Maudiozyma barnettii, 2019 nucleotides. It is a transcript of the gene MAG2, whose product is annotated as Mag2p. Gene Ontology annotation, biological process: positive regulation of transcription by RNA polymerase II. The transcript has a single exon. The record is from RefSeq and is a predicted model, not a curated record. Lineage: Eukaryota; Fungi; Ascomycota; Saccharomycetes; Saccharomycetales; Saccharomycetaceae. The coding region runs from base 1 to 2019 and encodes 672 amino acids. Gene Ontology annotation, molecular function: transcription cis-regulatory region binding.
AUGCCAGAUAAAGAUAUAUCUUCUUCUACUAAUGGGAAUAAUAGUAAUAAUAACAAUAGUAAUAAUAGUAAUAUUAAGGGGACGCAACAUAAGAAUAAGAAUGGAAACGGUUAUAAUAAAUAUUCUAACAGACCUAACAGCAACCAAAGUAAACAAUAUUCGACUAAGAGACAAGGUCAGUACAAGAGGAAACAACAAAAUCAAUAUAAACAAGUCAGAAGCAAUAGUAGUGAUAGCGAAUUUACUGAAUUCAGUGGCAAUUUAAAUUCAUCUAUUGAAGAUGAAAUCAUUAAUGGGAACUUUAAAUUGAAAGGUAGAAAAACCCAAGUGUCUAUUAAACAUUUGUUGGACUUUAAUCUUCCUGAGAUUGAGAGAAAUAAUGAAAAUGAUAGCACUUAUAAAAGAGCAGCUAACAAGAGAAAAGAACAAAAUAGAGAUCAUAUUCAUCUAUCCGGUGACUCCUUUAUUAAUGUCAAUUCAAGGUUUCUAGUAAAGGAUAACGGUGAUUACAAUGAACAAAUGAAUAACCCAAAUAUUCCAUUGCCAGAUUCUCAAAUAGUUAGAGUUGUAGUUUCGAAGGGGCAAAAUUGUCCUAUUUGUCUAUGCGAGGAACCUGUUGCCCCUAGAAUGGUAACAUGCGGUCACAUAUUUUGUGCUAGUUGUCUCAUUAAUUUCUUUUCUAUGGAGGAAACAAUUACAAUCAAAGAGACAGGAUUUAAGAAAAAGAAGAAAUAUAAAGAUUGUCCCUUAUGUGGCAAUAUUGUUAGGCCACAGAUGGUGAAGGAUGUAAUAUUUGAAGAUGAAUUUUCCAAAUCAAAUGAUAUCGGACCAAAGAUCGGUUCUGAAAUCAGCCUUAAAUUAAUGUGCAAACCUCAUGGUCUAUUACUGCCUUUGCCAGUAGAAUUAAACAUAGAUCCUCGUGAGGUUGGUGAUUUUCCAAAUUAUGCCAUCAAAAAUAUUACUUCCUAUUGCCAUAUAAUGAAGUGUGACACUAGUUCUGAAUUAGAAUUGUUACAGAGGGAUAUAAACUCGAUAAGUACACAAUAUGAAAUCGAUAAAGCCCUUUUUGAUGAGGAUAAGAAAUAUGUUGACUUAGCCAUUAACUCCAUCAAUGAUAAAAUUGUUUUAAUUCUUUCGGAGGCCAAUGAUCAAGAUAGCCUGGCGCUAUCGACCACAAGUGACAUAUCAAGGUUAAAUUUGAAUGAUUCUAAUGGUAAAUUAUUGAGGUCCAAGUACUCUGAAAAUGAUGCCUUUUUCUUCUAUGAGACUGCAUUUGACUCUCAAACGAAAUAUUUCUUAUCUCAUUUGGAUAUCAAAAUCCUCUUGAGUAGUUUCAAAUCUUACAGUUCAUUUCCAGAAUCUUUAAAGAUCGAAGUAGAAAAUAUACAUUUUGGGACAGCGGUCACUGAACAAUUAAUUAAAAAAUUGAAAUAUAUUAGCCAUUUACCGCUGGGAACAGAAUUAGCAUUUAUUGAUAUAGAUUGGCGUAAGUCAGAUAUUAUCCCAAAGGAAGUCUAUGAUGAAUUUACUAAUGAAUUAAAAACUCGUAGAAGACAAUUCAAUAGAAGGAAACAAAAAGAAGACCUCGAGAAGAAAAUGUAUCAACAAAAAUUAGAAGAAGACCAAAUAAAGUUUUAUCAAGAGGAAAAUGGUACUUCACAUUCGCUGAACGAACCUUCUAUUGAACUCAGUGAGAUUCUCAAUUCAUCAAAUAGAUUAGAUUCCUUAUCCACGUCAACUGUUGCUUCAUUAUCAAAAACCAAUAACGGCAUAACCAGUAAUACCAAGAAAAAAAACUACGAGGAAACAACUAUUUGGGGGACAUCCAUCUCUGUUUUACCAGAUGAAAGGACGUCAAAGGAGAACCAAGAUUUCGAAGAUAUGUUAUUGCAAAAGAUCAAUAAUAAUUCGAGGGAUAACUCAAACCCACUGAAAGAAUCAUCAGACACUAACAAAGGAAAACAAGGGAAUGGUAAAAGAAAAAAGAAAAAGGAGAAGGUUCUGUUAUUUAGCACAUAG